This is a messenger RNA of Tremella mesenterica DSM 1558, 2019 nucleotides long. RefSeq lists its product as uncharacterized. Gene Ontology annotation, cellular component: membrane. The transcript has 12 exons. The record is from RefSeq and is a predicted model, not a curated record. NCBI's taxonomy places the organism in Eukaryota, Fungi, Basidiomycota, Tremellomycetes, Tremellales, Tremellaceae. The coding region runs from base 1 to 2019 and encodes 672 amino acids.
AUGAUGGAGAAUCAUAAAGGCGUGGCGCUCAUAGUCAUCGCCGACGCCAGUUUUGUGUUGAUGGACGGUACGGUACAGGUGUUGGAGGUUACACAUGGCGUAUCAGCUGGUCAGAUUGUGUUUUUGAGAAUGCUAAUUACCUCCUUACUCCUUUUUACCUACCUCUUGCUCACCUCCCCCUAUUCACUCAAAUCACUCAUCGCUCCCCCCUCAACGCUUUGGUGGGUCAGAGGAGGGAUAGCAGCUCUGACCAUCUCUCUCGCAUACGCUUCUUUCGCUUAUAUGCCCCUGAGUGAGAAUAUCACUUUGUUUCAUUUGAGACCUGUACCGGUAGCUUUGAUGUGUUGGUAUUUCCUCGGAGAACCUUUCACUUGGGUGCAGAGAAUCGCUACCGCCAUAUCAUUCGCCGCCGUGAUCCUCGUCGUCCAGCCUGACUUUCUCUUCGGUCCUCCAUCAUCUACCGACACACCUUCUGAAUACCCAUUCUACGCCCUAGGGGUUCUCCUUGCCACUCUCUGUAUAAUCUCCAGUUCUGUCGAUAUCUUCCUCCUUCGUAAGAUCAGCUCUGAAGCCUCUCCUGCGAUCUUGCUACUCCUCUAUGCCACAUGUACCACUUUCCUCUCCAUGAUAUGGAUUUUGGUUUCCCGGACAAUAUUCAUCUCCAUGUCUUUCGAAGCUAUUGGCUUGUUGUCCCUCGUCAUUCUCUUCGGUCUUGCCGGUCAACUGCUCGCUGUCCUCGCACUACGAAGAGAAACAGGGACGACCAUAGCAGUCUUGGGAUAUCUUCAAGUCGUUCAAUCCGUCCUUUUUCAAUGGUUGGUGAUGGGUACCACACCUUCCCUCAUCACGACUAUAGGUAUGGUGGUGAUUGUCGUUGCGGGAGUAUGGAGUGUGCUCAAAGGGAGUCCCAUAGUCGAUCAACCAGAAAGGGAAGUAUCAAAUCCAGGUGACGCCACGACGCCACUCCUACAACGGGGCACAAGUGAUACUCACCAUCUUCUGAAUCAUCCAUACGCCGGUGUCGCCCUGGUCUUACUUGCCAACUCUUUCUUCGUCUUGAUGGAUGGGACGGUUCAAAGGUUGGAAGUAGGAUACGGAGUGUCGGCUAUAGAGAUUGCAUUUUUAAGGAUGUUUUUCACGGGCAUAGCGACAUUCAUCUAUCUCGUCUAUAACGAGUCAAACUCUCUCAUGGCCAUCCUAAAACCGAAUUCGAUUAUCUGGUGGACCCGUGGGGCCGUAAAUUCCUCUUCACUCAUUUUGGCUUAUACGGCUUUAGCCCAUAUGCCAUUGAGCGAUUUUAUAACUUUAUUUCAUUUACGACCUAUCCCUGUGGCAUUGUUAUGCUCGAUUUUCCUCCAUGAGGCUUUCACUUGGGUACAAGGAUGUGCGACUGUAAUCUCAUUCGGAGCUGUAAUAUUGAUCGUUCAACCGGAAAUGAUCUUCGGUCAACCUUCCACCUCAUCUACACCGUUCUCUCAACUUGAACAGACGGAAACAAUAGGAGAAACGAAUGAUUCUUUUCAUCCCAUAUAUGUAUUAGGGGUUUUGUUCACUUUAUCUAGUACUCUUUUCAGUUCGGUAGAUGUUAUGCUCCUCCGUAAGAUAGGUAAACAAACUUCCCCCAUGAUCCUCUUACUUCUAUAUGCCAUCUGCAACACCGUUUUGGCAACUCUAUGGAUGAUAGCAAGUCGUACCGUACCCAGAUGGCUCCCACUUCCCGCUCUGCUUUUGUUGAUUGUCGUCAGUAUGGCCGGGCUCGCAGCUCAGCUAUGUACCGUAUUAGCUACUCAACGUGAAACCGGAUCUCGGGUUGCCAUCUUAGGGUAUUUGCAAGUCGUCCCAGCUGUGUUUUUUCAAAUCGCCGUUGGAGGUUCUUUCCCUUCUCUUUCAGGGAUCGUGGGAAUGUUGUUGAUCAUUGGUGCAGGUACAUGGAGUGUGGUAGGUGUCGAAACUCAUUCUGGACCCAGUGUCAUUUCAUUGUUGUUCAACCUAAAUCCCCAUCAUUCUCAAGCCCCCUGA